AAACAGCGGAUCUCUUCCUGUGUGGCCGCUGAUUGGCUGUGUGCGUGAAGACGUGGGCGGAGCCGCAGUGACGAACGGGUCAUGCUGUGGCUGCUGGAGGUGGAGCUUCCGCCCGGUCCACUACGGUCAUUAGAAGAACAUGCUUUUUAACUCCAACAUAAUGAUAUGGAAAACAAACCCAGCAGUGCGAACAGCGUGGAGGUCAUUAACGCAGAGGCUUAAUUCUGCUGCUGCUGGUUUGUGUUCUGGCCCAUUUUCUUGGGAUGGGUCUGAUGGACUGUCUUCCGUUUCUGCUGAGAAGCCUCCUCACACGCCUGUCAUGCUUAGAGAGGUGCUUCAUUACUUAGACAUCCAACAAGCUCAGGUGGUCCUGGACAUGACAUUUGGAGGUGGUGGUCAUACCAAAGCAAUACUUAACACGGUUCCCAAAGUCACGGUCCUGGCCUUAGACCGAGACCCCACAGCAAUUUCUCUGGCCCAGCAGCUAGCCAAGGAGCACUCUGGUCGUGUGAAACCGCUGCUCGGCCGGUUCAGUGAGCUCGAAACAUUGCUGUCUAACAUGAACAUUAAGCCAGGCAGCAUUGAUGCUGUCCUGUUGGAUGCAGGCUGUUCCUCCAUGCAGAUGGAUCAGGCAGAGAGAGGCUUCUCCUUGAGCAAGGACGGGCCCUUGGAUAUGAGAAUGGAUGGAGAGAGGUACCCUGACAUGCCCUGCGCUGCUGACGUUGUGAAUACCUUAGAUCAACAGGCUCUUGCAUCCAUCCUCACUGCAUAUGGGGAAGAAAGACACUCUAGGAAAAUAGCUUCAGCCAUUGUGGAGGCGCGUCGUGUCAACCCCAUCACCCGGACACAGCAGCUGGCCAGUGUGGUUGCAGGAGCAUUUCCUGCUGCCAUAAUCUACGCACGUAAAGACCGUCUUCACCGUCCUGCACACGUUGCAACUAAGACGUUCCAGGCCCUGCGCAUCUUUGUGAACGAUGAGCUCAAUGAACUGCAUGCCGGGCUGUGCGCAGCCCAGUCGGCGCUGAAGCCUGGAGGACGACUAUGCGUGAUUACGUUUCAUUCGUUGGAGGACAGACUGGUCAAACAUUUCCUGCAGGGACAUGACUUAUCUAAUUUGGAUCAAUACCACUUUAGCCAAAACAAGCGAGGUAGCAGGAAGGAGAAACUGGUGGACGAGAAAAGAGAAUGUAAUAAAAGUGCUCACUGGUUUCCUGUACAAAGAAAAGUUGUCACCCCAGAAAAAGACGAUGUAAGAGAGAAUCCUCGUGGACGCUCUGCAAAACUCCGGAUAGCUCUACGGCGGUAAUUUGGUUUUAUAAGGAAAACAUCUUUCUUUUUUACAAUGAACACAAUACUGCACAAAUAUCUGAGUUUGUUGCCCAGUGAAGCAAUGAGGUGAAUUGUUUUUGAACUGAAAUGUGUUACAGCUUUUGGACCUUUUGGCAAAAGAAAGAAAGGUGCCCUAACCCAGUUUGUACUCACAUUAAGGGAGAGCUCAUGCCACAUGUUUGUAACCUUGGUACAGUUUUUAAUAAAAUGAAUAAAAACCAAAAUCCCAUCA
Molecule: messenger RNA, 1561 nt
Organism: Girardinichthys multiradiatus
Lineage: Eukaryota; Metazoa; Chordata; Actinopteri; Cyprinodontiformes; Goodeidae
Gene: mettl15
Product: methyltransferase like 15
Exons: 6
Coding region: 140-1306 (388 amino acids)
Biological process (GO): rRNA base methylation
Molecular function (GO): rRNA (cytosine-N4-)-methyltransferase activity
Source: RefSeq, a predicted model, not a curated record